This is a messenger RNA of Cuscuta campestris, 2353 nucleotides long. NCBI's taxonomy places the organism in Eukaryota, Viridiplantae, Streptophyta, Magnoliopsida, Solanales, Convolvulaceae. The record is from the annotation of a GenBank genome assembly.
AUGAUCACUGAUAUAAAAUAAAUUAAAUUUUAAUUGCAGAUUGGUGCCACGAGGGCCUACUUUUGCUAACUCCGCAACAUUCUGAUAGAAAAAAAUUAAAGUUAGGGGGAUCUUAGGUUUGUCCAAUUUAUUUUUUCAAAAAAAAUAAUAAAAAUACUCCAAUUUAUUACGGUCAGAAGUCCUCCACUAGUCCAUGGUAAAGUCCUCCGUGCAUGUUCUCGCCCCAGGGGCAGACGGGUUAACCCGCACAACCGGCAAACCGCUCCGCAAUUUCAGCUGCAUUUACAUCCUUCCUCGUACGUAUUCUGGGACUCCUCUCCCUUCUCUAUCCCCACACAUAAACCCAUUUUGACCGAGGGCUAGGGAGGUCCUCGCCGCCGCCGCCACAUUCAAAAUGCAAGAAUCCCAUCAUUUCGGCGGCGCCUAUAAUAACAACUACAGGCCGCCGCCGAACCGCUCUUCCUAUGCGCCGACCGGAAAUGUCGCCUUCCGCUUCCUCUGCCAUUCAUCCCGGGUCGGCGGCGUCAUUGGCAAGUCCGGCGUCAUCGUCAAGCAGCUUCAGCAGGAAACCUCUGCCCGGAUUCGAGUAGAGGACCCCGGCUGCAACUCUGAGAACCGGGUCAUUGUCGUCAUAGCUUCCGCAGCGGUGAACAGAAAAAUCAAGUUUUCCGCCCCCAUAGACGACGGCGAAGACAACGCCGGAAUUGAAGCGGAGUUUGAAGCCUCGGCUGCGCAGGAAGCCGUGGUUAGGGUUUUCGAGAGAGUGCUUGAAGUAACUGCAGAGACCGGAGGGAUGGUACUGGGAAAUGGAACUUUGGUUUCAUGUAGGCUUAUUGCAAAGGGAAAUCAGGUAGGGUCUGUGAUUGGGAAAGGUGGAACAAUUGUCGAUGCGAUCAGGAAGGAGACAGGGUGCAGAAUUAAGGUCUUAACAAUGGAAAAUCUCCCAUCUUGCACUUAUCCUGGUGACAAAGUGGUGGAAAUUGAAGGUGAAAUUCUGGGUGUUAAGAAAGCACUCAUUGCUGUGACUGGCAGGUUUCAAGAAUGUAUGCCACCUGAGAGAACAACAUUUGGUGACAACAAAGUUCCUGAUGUUUCUCAAGAAUCAUUGCAAGUUAAUUCAACUGAACAAAACAGCUCAAUUCCAGUAAAUAUCUCACCUCGCACAGGUGGUAAUUUUUUCUCACCUAGAUCCGAUAGUUCUUCGAAUCUUGUGUCAAAGCAAGAGAUCACUUUUAAGAUUCUCUGUCUCGGCGAUAAGGUGGGGUAUAUAAUUGGAAAGGGAGGAUCCAUUGUCAAGUCUCUUGAAGUUGAAACGGGUGCAACUAUUAGAGUUGGGCCAGUCAUAGGAGGGUGUUUUGAGCGCUUGAUAACCAUUUCAGCUUUUGAGAAUUUAGAAUCACAUCAAUCCCCGGCACGGCAUGGAGUUAUUCUUGUUUUCAACAGACUUGCUGGCAUCGACUCUGAAAAGGUGUCGACUUUUGGCCCAAAAGGGUCAUUUAUUUCAGCCCGGCUUGUAGUGCCAGCGAAUCAAGCUGGCUGCUUGUUGGGAAUAGGAGGUUCAAUAAUUGCAGAAAUGAGAAAGAUGACUGGUGCCCGAAUAAUAAUACAUAAAGGUGACCAAGUUCCAACUUGUGCAUCAGAGAAUGAUGAAGUUGUAGAGAUUACAGGUGAAUUCUCAAAUGUCCAAGAUGCUUUAUGUAGUGUCACUGCUAAGUUGCGCAAUAACCUAUUGCAAGUAAAGUUAACAACUGAGAAUAGUCCCCAUGGCAGAUUGCAGUAUCGUCACUCUGCCGGUGCCACUGAUCAUAUCAACCUGCCUUCUGACUUGACACAAAACAUGGGCAAUCUUGCGAUUUCAAAUAACACGAAUGGUCUGCGCCCCCCAAGUUUUAGGCCACCACAUAUCACCGUAAAUAAGAUAGGCCAUACCAAUUCAGGCAGAGGAUUAACUUCGGCUAACGGGGGGCUUGAUCUUGGCAGAUCUGCCAUUGUGACAAAUACAACCGUGGAGAUGGUAGUUUCUGAAAGUGCCUUUGGGUCUGUUUAUGGGGAGAAUGGCAUCAAUUUGGAACAUCUGAGACAGAUUUCAGGGGCAAAGGUGUUGGUGUGCAGACCGUCUGGGAGUAGCAAUCGUACAAUCGUCAUCUCUGGAACGCCCGAUGAAACUCAAACAGCCCAGAACCUCCUUCAGACCUUCAUAAUGAACGGAUCACUAUGAACGAACCUUUGAUCAUUCGGCACUUGGGUUAGUAGCUUUUAUGGUUGUAGUUUUCGAAUUGGUUAAUAUAGCUAUUUCUUGUAGUAGUUUUUUGAAUCGUUUUAACCAAUUCUUGAAUACAAUUUAGUUGCAAUU